Molecule: messenger RNA, 1596 nt
Organism: Helianthus annuus (common sunflower)
Lineage: Eukaryota; Viridiplantae; Streptophyta; Magnoliopsida; Asterales; Asteraceae
Product: protein BASIC PENTACYSTEINE6
Exons: 4
Coding region: 417-1367 (316 amino acids)
Biological process (GO): response to ethylene
Cellular component (GO): nucleus
Molecular function (GO): sequence-specific DNA binding; DNA-binding transcription factor activity
Source: RefSeq, a predicted model, not a curated record
GAUAAGAAAAAGAUGGUGACUACCAAAACUAAAAAAAUUAAAAAAUUAAAAAUUAAGUGGUCAUUCAUUCUUCUUUCCUCCUUCACCAACUACUCUUUCUUUCUUCUUUCUUCUUCUUUUUUCCAAUUUUAGGGUUUUAUCCCCCUAAUUACUCAUCACUUCAAUUCACCUUCUUCUUUCAAUUCUUCACUUGUUCGUUCAUUAAUACUUGAUGAUUCUGUAUUGUGCUUAAGCUAGUAAAGGUCAGCAAUGAAGGAAAGCAACAAACUUUUAUGCACAGAAGACGAUUUCUCCCAAAUGUAGUACAGUGUUCUUGAGCUGUGGUUAGUCGGUUACUUUUUGGCGCGGCCAAUUUGAGUAUCGCUUCAUGAAUAACUGAGGUUUAUAUUAGAAGGUUUAUCUUUACACGUUUUCAAAUGGAUGACAACGGGCAUCGGGAAAAUGGGAGGCAAAAGCAGCCUCAUGGUCAGUGGUUAAUGCAGCAUCAGCCGACGAUGAAGCAGAUAAUGACAAUCAUAUCUGAACGGGAUGCCGCCAUUCAAGAAAGAAACCUAGCCAUGUCAGAGAAAAAGACGGCCUUGGCUGAGCGGGACAUGGCGCUACUGCAGCGCGACUCGGCAAUAGCGGAACGGAAUAGUGCGAUCAUGGAACGUGAUAACGCCAUCGCCACAUUGCAGUACAGAGAAAACUCCAUGAGCAAUAGUAACAAUAAUACACCGUCGUCGUGUCCGCCAGGAUGUCAGAUAUCGCGUAAUGUAAAACACGUGCACCACCCGCAGCAAUACCAACAAGACGAUACCAACUUGGGAAGUGGUUUGCUACCAGCGUCUCCGCCUCCGGAGCCCGCGAAAUCUCGGCGUGCAAAACGCACAAAGGAGAUUAAACCCGGUACACCAACCGCUAACAAGACGUCAAGAUCGUCUAGAAAAGUGAAACUAGAAUGUGAUGAUUUGAACAAGGCCAUGUAUGAAGACGCACAUGAUUGGGACGGUGGCGGCGGCGGUGAGCUUAACCACGGGCCGAAACCCGAGUGGAAGGAUCAGGAUCUUGGGCUAAACCAGGUUGCGUAUGACGACACGACCAUGCCCAUACCGGUGUGUUCGUGUACAGGUGUUUUUAGGCCAUGUUAUAAGUGGGGAAACGGCGGGUGGCAGUCGUCUUGUUGCACGACAACCAUGUCGAUGUACCCACUUCCGUCGCUUCCUAAUAAACGACAUGCGCGUGUUGGUGGUAGGAAGAUGAGUGGAAGCGUGUUUAACAAGUUAAUUAAUCGACUUGCGGCUGAAGGUCAUGAUUUGUCGAAUCCGGUUGAUCUUAAGGAGCAUUGGGCGAAGCACGGGACGAAUCGGUACAUCACUAUUAAGUAAAUGUUUAGAAUUUAGGUUGCUUAAGUAAGUGUGGUUGAACAUAAAUGCUGACAUGUUGAAUCAUGUUCAGCAUUCAGAUUUGAAGAUCAUGAAGAAUUAGUAUUGUAUUUAGAUGAUCAAAUGGCGGAUUUCAACAUUUAUGUCUCUAUCUGUAAUGAUGAACACCAUUGAAUCUAUGUAUUGGUCGUGUUAUAAAUGAAAUAAAAUUUUGAAACCCGGUUCAUAACAA